Molecule: messenger RNA, 37836 nt
Organism: Coregonus sp. 'balchen'
Lineage: Eukaryota; Metazoa; Chordata; Actinopteri; Salmoniformes; Salmonidae
Source: the annotation of a GenBank genome assembly
AUGUUUGCCAAGCUCAAAGCACUGUUCUCGGUGCCCGAGCCACCUCCGAAGCCGGAUGCCGCUGCUGCUCCUGCCACGGCUCCUGCCCCUGGCCCUGCACCAGCUCCUGCUCCUGCUCCUGCCCCAGCACCUCCAGCCAAGGUAAGGCAUCGCCUAUCUUUCCAAAACACUACAGCAGGAUAUAUCAUUGAAAGUGUUUGCCGGCAGGACAAAUACUUAGGCAUAGGGGUAGAAAUUAAUUAAUUUUCGAGCGGUUGAAUAAACACUGCCUAUAUUAUUACCACUGAUUAUAUAGAUAUUGUGGGACUUUAGUAUAAUGACUGGCUGUUACUGAUGUAUGUAAAUGUGUAUUUUUUUUAUUUUAUAUUUAUUGUUUAGGAUUGUUUCUGAAUGUCUUAAACUGUACACAGGAUUAAAUGGCCCUAAAAAUGUAAUAUAAUAUGGUUAACAUAUAUACAGUCAACAUACAGUAUGACUAAUUCACCUUAUCCCAUGACAAAUUGCUCAAAACGAUAGUCUUUAUAUUGAGUAAUGCUUGCUGUUUACCAAAAAAGUGGCGGGGCACCACUCUGUUGUUUUGAAUCCCAGAUUACCCCUUUAAAGUGGACAAAAUGUCAUGUUCUAAACGGAUGUUAGAUUCAACAGUAUCUCUCAGUGAUUGUGACACUGGAUGGGGACACUGGGCAGUGACUCAUGAGAUGGUGAGAUUGACUAGACAGCAAACCAUGACAGCUGAGUCAGUCAGAUCAGGGAAAGCUUCAGGUUGAAACAGCUUGGCUUCAAUGCUUCAGAGCCCAGCCUAUCUCAAAUACCUCCUAUCAACAGUAUAGCCUGGCACUAGAGUAGAGAAGCACUUAUAGCCUCGGUUUCAGGCUGAGUAAUUGGCCUUUGGAGAGGAGAAGAAGUUGUCAACCAACAUGAGAUAAGGUGUAACCAAACAUCAUAAUGGAGUUUGAAAGGAAUAUGUGUGACUCUCGCUCACAAUUAAAUUAUUUAUUAUUUAUCUAGUUAAAGUUAAAAUUGUAACGUUUCGGCCGUCAGUGGCCUGGGUAAUUGGCCUUCUAAGUCUGGAAAGAAAGUGUUUGUUAUUGAUGAGGAGGAGGGAGUUCAUGUAUGAAAGACGGAGAGGAUUUUCACUGAUUAAUGAUUGGAUCAUCCUUUUCUUAGUAUAUGAUUAAGAUGUUUGUUAAUAAGACAAAGCCAUGAAUCUAUCAGAGACACCAAAGUGAGGAAGUGCUCACUUUGGAGUCAGACAGAUGUAAUAUCUACAAGCCAUGAGUUUUCAUACACCUUAUUUCCAACAUGGAUUCCACCCCCUCCCUCCAAGUACAUUCUGGGCACUGAAUGAAGAACCCAAGCCCUCCGAAAAAUAAUAGUUUGAUUAUGUGAGCUGUGAUACACUUGACUGUUUCCACAACAUCAUACUUGUGGUUCUCUGUAGCUCAGCUGGUAGAGCACGGCGCUUGUAACGCCAGGGUAGUGGGUUCGAUCCCCGGGACCACCCAUACACAAAGAAAAUGUAUGCACGCAUGACUGUAAGUCGCUUUGGAUAAAAGCGUCUGCUAAAUGGCAUAUUAUUAUUAUUAUAUUAUUAUUAUGGCUACUGGUGUACCAGACACCCCCGCAGCCCUCGCAAGGCGGGGGGGCCCAAGAGCUCUGGGGGCCCAUGCGCCUGUCAUCGAUGUCUAUAAAAUAAAAUAAAGUAAUAAAUAAUUUUGACAGUAACCCUCCAAAAAGUAAUUAAUAAACCUUUUUAAUUUCCAUAUGUACUAGAAAGGUAAGUGUUUGCUUCUUGGGCUUCAAGAAUGUGACUGGUGAAAAAGCCUCAGGCCUUUAAAGAGAAAUGAUUGGACUGAUUGAAAGUAAGGGGAUAUCGUGAACAAAUACCUAGGUCAAGGCUACAGCGCCAGUGCAAUGAGCGGAGCUUACUCAGGUGUUCAAAAGCACAUAUCAGACCAAAAGCCUAAUGCUUCUUAGGUAGUUUUUUAUGAGUUUUAGUUUAGAAAAUGAUCUCUCCGCAGAAGCAACAGUUACAGGGAUGCUUAAAAUCAGUUUGAUUGCCGUAGCAACAUCAGGGAAACUGGGCAGAAGGAGUGCUGGUUAAAAUUCAGCAGUUCUGUAACAUCUUUAAUUGAGCCUCUCAUUCUCCUUAAUUGCAGGCCUCAACACGUUAUGGAAAGAGAUUAGCUGUAUAGGAAGCUCUGGGACAUUAUAAUGCACAAUGUCUCAGGAGGACUUCAGAAGACCAGUAUCUCAAGUUGGAUUUAAUUUACCUUUGCAGCCAUUUUGUGUAGGCUAUUAGCCAGACAAAACCUGCUGAGUUCAACAAUAAAUAGUAUCUAAAAAGCCGACUACUUUUUUCCUCAUUGUUAGGCUAUUUGAUGUGUAAUUUUUAUAAAAGGUUUUUUAAAUAGCAGCUAAAUAUUCACCCCCCUUGGCGUUUUUCCUAUUUUGUUGCAUUACAACCUGUAAUUUACAUUGAUUUGUAUUUGUAUUUCAUGUAAUGGGCAUACACAAAAUAGUCCAAAUUGGUGAAGUGAAAUGAAAAAAAUAACUUGUUUCAAAAGAUUCUACAAAAUAAAUAACGGAAAAGUGGUGCAUGUAUUCAUGCCCUUUGCUAUGAAGCCCCUAAAUAAGAUCUGGUGCAACCAAUUACCUUCAGAAGUCACAUAAUUAGUUAAAUAUAUAUAAAGGGUACCCCCCUGUAUAUAUAGCCUCCCUACUGUUAUUUUAUUUUACUUCUUUCUCUUUUUUUCUCAACACAUUUUUGUUUUAUUCUACUUUUUUAUAAAAAAUAAAUGCACUGGUGGUUAAGGGCUGUGAGUAAGCAUUUCACUGUAAUGACUGCACCUGUUGUAUUCGGCACAUGUGGCCAAUAACAUUUGAUUUGAUUUGAUUUGACCUGUGUGCAAUGUAAGUGUCACAUGAUCUGUCACAUGAUCUCAGUAUAUAUAUACCUGUUCUGAAAGGCCCCAGAGUCUGCAACACCACUAAGCAAGGGGCACCACCAAGCAAGCGGCACCAUGAAGACCAAGGAGCUCUCCAAACAGGUCAGGGACAAAGUUGUGGAGAAGUACAGAUCAGGGUUGGGUUAUAAAAAAAUAUCAGAAACUUUGAACAUCCCACGGAGCACCAUUAAAUCCAUUAUUAAAAAAUUGAAAGAAUAUGGCACCACAACAAACCUACCAAGAGAGGGCCGCCCACCAAAACUCACGGACCAGGCAAGGAGGGCAUUAAUCAGAGAGGCAACAAAGAGUCCAAAGAUAACCCUGAAGGAGCUGCAAAGCUCCACAGCGGAGAUUGGAGUAUCUGUCCAUAGGACCACUUUAAGCCGUACACUCCACAGAGCUGGGCUUUACGGAAGAGUGGCCAUAAAAAAGCCAUUGCUUAAAUAAAAAAAAUAAGCAAAAACAUUUGGUGUUCGCCAAAAGGCAUGUGGGAGACUCCCCAAACAUAUGGAAGAAGAUAAUCUGGUUAGAUGAGACUAAAAUUGAGCUUUUUGGCCAUCAAGGAAAACGAUAUGUCUGGCACAAACCCAACACCUCUCAUCACCCCGAGAACACCAUCCCCACAGUGAAGCAUGGUGGUGGCAGCAUCAUGCUGUGGGGAUGUUUUCAUCGGCAGGGACUGGGAAACUGGUCAGAAUUGAAGGAAUGAUGGAUGGUGCUAAAUACAGGGAAAUUCUUGAGGGAAACCUGUUUCAGUCUUCCAGAGAUUUGAGACUGGGUCGGAGGUUCCCCUUCCAGCAGGACAAUGACCCUAAGCAUACUGCUAAAGCAACACUUGAGUGGUUUAAGGGGAAACAUUUAAAUGUCUUGGAAUGGCCUAGUCAAAGCCCAGACCUCAAUCCAAUUGAGAAUCUGUUGUAUGACUUAAAGAUUGCUGUACACCAGCGGAACCCAUCCAACUUGAAGGAUCUGGAGCAGUUUUGUCUUGAAGAAUGGGCAAAAAUCCCAGUGGCUAGAUGUGCCAAGCUUAUGGAGACAUACAGUGAGGGAAAAAAGUAUUUGAUCCUCUGCUGAUUUUGUACGUUUGCCCACUGACAAAGAAAUUAUCAGUCUAUAAUUUUAAUGGUAGGUUUAUCUGAACAGUGCGAGACAGAAUAACAAAAAAUAAAUCCAGAAAAACGCAUGUAAAAAAUGUUAUAAAUUGAUUUGCAUUUUAAUGAGGGAAAUAAGUAUUUGACCCGCUCUCAAUCAGAAAGAUUUCUGGCUCCCAGGUGUCUUUUAUACAGGUAACGAGCUGAGAUUAGGAGCACACUCUUAAAGGGAGUGCUCCUAAUCUCAUCUUCUUACCUGUAUAAAAGACACCUGUCCACAGAAGCAAUCAAUCAAUCAUAUUGCCAACUCUCCACCAUGGCCAAGACCAAAGAGCUCUCCAAGGAUGUCAGGGACAAGAUUGUAGACCUACACAAGGCUGGAAUGAGCUACAAGACCAUCGCCAAGCAGCUUGGUGAGAAGGUGACAACAGUUGGUGCGAUUAUUCGCAAAUGGAAGAAACACAAAAGAACUGUCAAUCUCCCUCGGCCUGGGGCUCCAUGCAAGAUGGACUGAAAUGGACUGAAGGACUGAAAUCCUGCAGCGCCCGCAAGGUCCCCCUGCUCAAGAAAGCACAUACAGUGGGGAAAAAAAGUAUUUAGUCAGCCACAAAUUGUGCAAGUUCUCCCACUUAAAAAGAUGAGAGAGGCCUGUAAUUUUCAUCAUAGGUACAUGAAUGAAUUUAUUUGCAAAUUAUGGUGGAAAAUAAGUAUUUGGUCACCUACAAACAAGCAAGAUUUCUGGCUCUCACAGAACUGUAACUUCUCUCAACCCCAUAGAAAAUCUUUGGAGGGAGUUGAAAGUCCGUGUUGCCCAGCGACAGCCCCAAAACAUCACUGCUCUAGAUGAGAUCUGCAUGGAGGAAUGGGCCAAAAUACCAGCAACAGUGUGUGAAAACCUUGUGAAGACUUACAGAAAACGUUUGACCUGUGUCAUUGCCAACAAAGGGUAUAUAACAAAGUAUUGAGAAACCUUUGUUAUUGACCAAAUACUUAUUUUCCACCAUAAUUUGCAAAUAAAUUCAUUAAAAAUCCUACAAUGUGAUUUUCUGGAUGUUUUUUUCUCAUUUUGUCUGUCAUAGUUGACGUACCUAUGAUGAAAAUUACAGGCCUCUCUCAUAUUUUUAAGUGGGAGAACUUGCACAAUUGGUGGCUGACUAAAUACUUUUUUCCCCCACUGUAAAUUGUACAAUCUGCAAUGUUUGAAUUUCCAACUAUAAAUUACUGAACAAGUAAAUAUAUUAUUGCCAAAUGUUAGGCUUAACAUGAGAAAAUGAUGACCAAAUAGGCCUACCAAUAAAAUUGUAUCCAUUAUCUAAAACAAAACUAUAGUCUACGUGCUCUGACACCACAGAAAGCCUGUUAUCGAUUCGAUAGGCAGCCGCAGAGACGUCAAAAUUUCAACACCAUGGACAGCGAUCGGUAGUCUAAACUUUGUGAUUGGCUGUUUGGCUGAGGCAUUCAAUUUUUUUAUAUUUUAGGGAGGGGGUGGGGGACUCUGACCUUGCAGGGGUCCAGAGAAACUGCGUCACGCCAGUGCUUAUGGGCACCUGUCUUCAUGUCUCAUUGGACCAUAUCUAAGAGUAGGAGUGCUGACCUAGGAUCAGUUUUGCCUUUCAGGUAAUAAUGAAUAAGAGGGGGAAUCUGAUCCUAGAUCAGCAGUCCUACUCUAAAUCUGUUGGUGAAUAUGGGCCAUUGUUUUCAGUGAGGUAACAGUGUUGUGUUCACAGGAAGAUGAGAAGAAAGAGGAAGAACCUAAGAAGGAGGAGGCUAAACCAGCAGGUAAGUUUGUUUGUUUGUUUUCAUCUAGCAUUUUCUCUUGCUUCUAUAUGAUAUUAAACCUGCUCAGUUUUUGCCAUAUAAUACUCAAACACAAGGGGACAGAAUUAAGACUUUUCAUUGUUGGUGUUUUGGCUGUGGCGUACCCUUUGGCACACACCCAUAAAUGUUGCAGCCACAACAUCAACAAAGUCUCAUUCUAUCCUCUUGUCUAUGGAUUUCUGUCGUAGACAAUCUAACUCCAGGAGAUAUACACUACCAGUCAAAAGUUUGGACACACCUACUCAUUCAAGGAUUUUUCUUUAUUUUUACUAUUUUUUACAUUGUUGAAUAAUAGUGAAGACAUCAACACUAUGAAAUAACACAUAUGGAAUCAUGUAGUAACCAAAAAAAAGUUUAACAAAUCAAAAUAUAUUUUAUAUUUGAGACUCUUCAAAUAGCCACCCUUUGCCUUGAUGACAGCUUUGCACACUCUUGGCAUUCUCUCAACCAGCUUCAUGAGGUACUCACCUGGAAUGCAUUUCAAUUAACAGGUGUGCCUUCUUGAAAGUUAAUUUGUGGAAUUUAUUUCCUUCUUAAUGCGUUUGAGCCAAUCAGUUGUGUUGUGACAAGGUAGGGGUGGUAUACAGAAGAAAGCCCUAUUUGGUAAAUGACCAAGUCCAUAUUAUGGCAAGAACAGCUCAAAUAAGCAAAGAGAAACAACAGUCCAUCAUUACUUUAAGACAUGAAGGUCAGUCAAUACGGAACAUUUCAAGAACUUUGAAAGUUUCUUCAAGUGCAGUCGCAAAAACCAUCAAGCACUAUGAUGAAACUGGCUCUCAUGAGGACCGCCACAGGAAUGGAAGACCCGGAGUUACCUCUGUUGCAGAGGAUAAGUUCAUUAGCGUUACCAGCCUCAGAAAUUGCAGCCCAAAUAAAUGCUUCACAGAGUUCAAGUAACAGACACAUCUCAACAUCAACUGUUCAGAGGGGACUGCGUGAAUCAGGCCUUCAUGGUCGAAUUGCUGCAAAGAAACCACUAUUAAAGGACACCAAUAAGAAGAAGAGACCUGCUUGGGCCAAGAAACACGAGCGGUGUAAAUUUGUCCUUUGGUCUGGAGUCCAAAUUGGAGAUUUUUGGUUCAAACCGCCGUGUCUUUGUGAGACGUGGUGUGGGUGAACAGAUGAUCUCCGCAUGUGUAGUUCCCACCGUAAAGCAUGGAGGAGGAGGUAUUCUGGUGUGGGGGUGCUUUGCUGGUGACACUGUCUGUGAUUUAUUUAGAAUUCAAGGAACACUUAACAAGCAUGGCUACCACAGCAUUCUGCAGCGAUACGCCAUCCCAUCUGGUUUGGGCUUAGUGGGACUAUAAUUUGUUUUUCAACUGGACAAUGACCCAACAAUUGAGACAUGGAUUGUGUAUGUGUGCCAUUCAGAGGGUGAAUGGGAAAGGCAAAAUAUGUAAGUGCCUUUGAACAGGGUUAGUAGGUGCCAGCCGCACCAGUUUGAGUGUGUCAAGAACUGCAACGCUGCUGGGUUUUUCAUGCGCAACAGUUUCACGUGUGUAUCAACAAUGGUCCACCACCCAUAGGACAUUGGUAUACUCAUUGUAUGUUCUUAAGUUUUAGUCUCUACUCAGGUUCUACACGGUCCACUUGCUCAUAUUAUAUUUUGUACACUACCCAUAGAUCCUGCCCCAGCUUCUGCUCCUGCCCCAGCUCCUGCUCCAGCCCCGGCCGCUGCCCCAGCACCUGCACCUGCACCUGCACCUGCACCUGCACCUGCACCUGCACCUGCACCUGCACCUGCACCUGCAGAAGGGGACAAACCCACUGAGGGGGCUGAAGGGUAAGAACAUCAAUCACACCUGGCUGUGAACUGUGUCCAUGGGCUAUUAGUUUAGCCAGUUAAAGAGAUAGGGGAGAACAUGGGGGGUGAGAGAGAGUUCAUAGUGGGGCUGUUCAUCUACUGAGAUGAGAUGUGUUAAUAAUAGUUUGGUAGCCAGAGAGCAAGUAGUUUCUGUUCAAUCUCUUCAGUGUUUCGUUAAAGAGAUCUAAGUGUCUUCCAUGUAGCUAAAACAAAUCAAAUCAAGUCAAAUUUUAUUUGACACGUGCCGAAUACAACAGGUGUAAAAAGCUUAUACAUGUGUUGUCCUUACACAGCACAGUAACAUGUAGACUAGUCUCUUCCCACAACUGCAGUGGCUGUGGCUUGUGGGAAGACAAUAGUCUACAUGUUACUGUACUAAGGACAACAUAAGCAAGACUCCAAACAGACUAAUAGUGCAAUGUAGGCCUAUAUUAUGGCUGCAGGCAGCUGCUUAGCGAUGGAUGUUUUCCCUCCACACUACAGAAUGACUUGCAGCUUGUGACUCCCAAAGUAGCUGAAUAAGAUUAUGGGAUUACGGGUAUUUGUGACUUAAGAAGGUCAGAGGAUGGGUGGUGGUAGUUCACGUGUACGUUUUAUUUGCAAAGGGUUUCUUUGCUUUCUCUCUGUACUGUAGCUAAUUUCUUACUUCAAGGAAGUAGGCUAUGUUUUACAGGGAAAUAGUCACUGGUCUUGAUUGAGAUAACUUGUAUUCUGUAUUUGGCUUCUGUAUAGGCUGACUUUACAUACAGUGGGUGUGACUUGUGCUGAAAUCCUAUUUCCUUGUUGAGGUACAACCAGAUAAAAACAGAACGGAAAUCCCACCUGCUUCUAUUUCUGGCUGUACAGAGCAGUAAGCUCCAUACCUCUUAAUGUGUGUGUUUUCUUAAAUGCUUCAUCUGGUAUAGUAUUCUUAUAAGAGCCAUCGUAGCCCUUUCCUGCAGUGGAAUGACCAAAGCGGCCUCUAGUGGCCUCAUGGGUGGAAUGAUAAUAAUAUCUUUAAUAAUUUCAUAAUUAAUAAACAUUAUUUCAAAAAAUCUGCUGAAAAUCAGCUGUUUCUAUGUCAGACGGUUUUGUUUUAUUUCAGUCUUCUGUGAUGUAUAUAAAGUGUAAUAUUGGGAUGCAAACUCAAAAUGUAAUACAUUUCAACUCUAUAUCUGACAUGGUACAUGUGUCUUCUUUUUUUAAAGACCAUAACCAUGUAUGUGAUGUGUAUACUUUUGUUUAAAAGUAGAUUGUUUAACAAUACCAAUAAAUACUCUGUGUGACCCUGAUUUAGCCCACUGCAGUAAAUUAAAAAGGGACAGAUAAAAAGUGAAUACCAGUCCAGUGUAAAUACAGCAUCCUCUCAGAGUAUAUUAAGGACAUACAGUACAGAAGGAAAAUAUACUUAGUUUCCUGGCACACCUGGCAAUGACUGUGUAACCAACUAAUCACUAGCACCAGGAUUACCUCCAGUGCGCAGAGAGAGAGAGAUUAUUUUGUUCCUAGUACUAAGUGGGCAGGUGGGAGGUAUGCUGCUGUGCUGAGUAUGAUUCAAUAGGUCCCCAUGGACAACACAGACAUGGUGGUCCCACUGGGUUUACACAGGCAGCUCAAUUCUGUUCUUUUGCCCAAUUAUUGGCAAAAGAUCUGAUUUGUUAUAAGACCAAUUAGUUGCAAAAGAUCAGAAUUGGGCUGACUUUGUAAACACAACCAUAAUGAUUACGAGGAGUUAUUUGAAUGUAGCCAAUGCAGCUCUGUGCACCCAGGAUCAAAUCUAGGCCCUGUCUAAGACCAUAUUGUCGGUCCGGGUUCCCCAACUGAAUUUGGCCCAGGGGUGGUUUUAUUUGGCCCCCCAAGUUUUUCUGCGAGGAAAAAAAUUAUAUACACUACCAGUCAAAAGUUUGGAUACACCUACUCAUUCAAGGGGUUUUCUUAAUUUUUACUAUUUUUUACAUUGUAGAAUAAUAGUGAAGACAUCAAAACUAUGAAAUAAUACAUGGAAUCAUGUAGUAACCAAAAAAGUGUUAAAGAAAUCAAAAUCAAAAUAUAUUUUAUAUUUGAGAUUCUUCAAAUAGCCACCCUUUGCCUUGAUGACAGCUUUGCACACUCUUGGCAUUCUCUCAACCAGCUUCACCUGGAAUGCUUUUCCAACAGUCUUGAAGGAGUUCCCACAUAUGCUUUUCCUUCACUCUGCGGUCCGACUCAUCCCAAACCAUCUCAAUUUGGUUGAGGUCGGGGGAUUGUGGAGGCCAGGUCAUCUGAUGCAGCACACCAUCACUCUCCUUCUUGGUAAAAUAGCCCUUACACCGCCUGGAGGUGUGUUGGGUCAUUGUCCUGUUGAAAAACAAAUGAUAGUCUCACUAAGCCCAAACCAGAUGGGAUGGCGUAUCGCUGCAGAAUGCUGUGGUAGCCAUGCUGGUUAAGUGUGCCUUGAAUUCCAAAUAAAUCACAGACAGUGUCCCCAGCAAAGCACCCCCACACCAUAACACCUCCUCCUCCAUGCUUUAUGGUGGGAACUACACAUGCGGAGAUCAUCCGUUCACCCACACCGCGUCUCACAAAGACACGGCGGUUGGAACCAGAAAUCUCAAAUUUGGACUCCAGACCAAAGGACACAUUUCCACCGGUCUAAUGUCCAUUGAUCGUGUUUCUUGGCCCAAGCAGGUCUCUUCUUAUUAUUGGUGUCCUUUAGUAGUGGUUUCGCUGCAGCAAUUCGACCAUGAAGGCCUGAUUCACGCAGUCCCCUCUGAACAGUUGAUGUUGAGAUGUGUCUGUUACUUGAACUCUGUGAAGCAUUUAUUUGGGCUGCAAUUUCUGAGGUUGGUAACGCUAAUGAACUUAUCCUCUGCAGCAGAGGUAACUUUGGGUCUUCCAUUCCUGUGGCGGUCCUCAUGAGAGCCAGUUUCAUCAUAGCGCUUGAUGGUUUUUGCGACUGCACUUGAAGAAACUUUCAAAGUUCUUGAAAUGUUCCGUAUUGACUGACCUUCAUGUCUUAAAGUAAUGAUGGACUGUCGUUUCUCUUUGCUUAUUUGAGCUGUUCUUGCCAUAAUAUGGACUUGGUCAUUUACCAAAUAGGGCUAUCUUCUGUAUACCCCCCCUACCUUGUCACGACACAACUGAUUGGCUUACACACAUUAAGAAGGAAAGAAAUACCACAAAUUAACUUUUAAGAAGGCACACCUGUUAAUUGAAAUGCAUUCCAGAUGACUACCUCAUGAAGCAGGUUGAGAGAAUGUCAAGAGUGUGCAAAGCUGUCAUCAAAGCAAAGGGUGGCUAUUUGAAGAAUCUCAAAUAUAAAAUAUAUUUUGAUUUGUUUAACACUUUUUUGGUUACUACAUGAUUCCAUAUGUGUUAUUUUAUAGUUAUGAUGUCUUCACUAUUAUUCUACAAUGUAGAAAAUAGUACAAAUAAAGAAAAACCCUUGAAUGAGUAGGUGUUCUGAAACUUUUGACCGGUAGUGUAUAUUUUUUAUCUAAACAGGGGGGCUCAAAACAGGUGUGGCUCUACACCUACCCUGAAUGACGGGUCGCCACUGUGUAUUAGCAGACCGAUGUAGCCGGUAGCACUCAAAAAAAAUUGUUAAGCAAUAAUAAAAAUCGCACCACCCGGUCCGGACUUCCCUUACAUGCAAUAUCUAUUUAAGGAACAUGCCAUAACAUUCAUCCCACUUUUAUUUGGAAACAAAUCAUGUUCUUCUUCUGAUUAUUUGAAUUAAUCAGAACUCUGUUGCACAAUUUGUCCUCUUGUCUCUUGACGCAGUGAAGAGCAGCCCCCUCCUCCACCUCCCCCGGUGGUGUACAACAGGUAUGCAGACGACACAAUCCGGGACAUUGUCAAACGGUUAAGAGACCGGACAAAUAUCUACAAAGAGAGAGUCAUUGACCCCUACACUACCACACCUGAAAUCAGCCCCCCUAUCAGUAAGUGGACCUACUGUACACAGAUGUUGUUGUGUCAAUGAGAAAGACAUGUCAAUCAAUCAAUCAAUCAUCAAUCACUUUAGUUUUUUAUUAGUUUCCGGUUGUCUAAUAAUGUACAGUAUAUGUAUCAUAGUGUAUGUAUAAUAUAUUAUACUUCAAUACAUAUGGUCCAUGUUAGAAUUUAGAAGGCCUGAUGUUCUCAAUGAUAAAGCCCAAAUGUUAGACUAUAUAAUUAUAAACUAAUCUGCUAUUCCAUACCACUCAUAUCAUUCAUAAUGAUUUCUGCUUGUUCUCUAUAGCCCCGGUGUUGAGGAAACCAGACUACCUGAGAAAGAAGGAGGCAGAGAGGAUAAAAGCAGAGGAGGACGCGAUAAAAAAAGCAGAAGCGGAUGCGAUCAAGGCAGUUGAGAUGGCAAAGAAAAAGGAGGAGAAAGCGAAGGCGGACGCGGAGAAGAAGGAGGCAGAGCGGCUAAAGAAACAGGAGGAGGAGCAGGCAGCUAGAGAUGCAGCCAUUUGUCCCAUGUUCAGCUUUUCCUUCAUUGACACUUUGCUCCAACCAGUAGAAAACGCCAUGGACUCAGUGCUUGGUAACACCAUAGAUCCAUUCACAGGUAGGCUCAGUUACAUACUACACUACAGCUACACAUUAGGUAGGCAGCUAGCGGUGAGGAGAGCUGGGCCAGUAACCGAAAGGUUGCUAGUUCGAAACUUCGAGCCGACUAGGUGAAAAAUCUGUCGAUGUGCCUUUGAGCAAGGCACUUAACCCUAGAUCUGGAUAAGUGCAUCUGCUAAAUGACAAAAAAUGUACACUACAGCUUCAUAACACAGUUACAGUGCAUUCGGAAAGUAUUCAGACCUCUUGACUUUUUCCACAUUUUGUUACGUUACAGCCUUAUUCUAAAAUUGAUUUAAAAAAAAUAUCUACACACAAUCAAUCUACACACAAUAUCCCAUAAUGAUGAAGCAAAAACAGGUUUUUAGAUUUUUUUGCAAAGAAAACAAAAAAACAUCACAUUUACAUAAGUAUUCAGACCCUUUACUCCAGUGGUGUCAAACUCAUUUUAGCUCAGGGGCCACAUGGAGGAAAAUCUAUUCCCAAGUGGGCCGGACCGGAAAAAUCAUGGUAUAUAUAUAACUUAAAAACAACAACUUCAGAUUGUUUUCUUUGUUUUAAUACGAUCAACAUACAACAUAAAGCUGGAGCCUGAGGACAGUGUGUCCAAAAUAGUACAAGCACAACAUCACUAUUAAUCAUAAAACACGUCAAGUUUAUUUGAAAAUUCUAAAGAAAAAGAACACACAAACACACAAUGCCUCAGUGAUUAACAGAACUGUUUCACAGAUCACAGAACUAUAUCAGGGUGUCAUUUCUCAGGCAGAAAUGUAGAUAAAAAUAAUGAAAUCCUGUUCCCCAAACAAGUGCAAGAACCACAGAGUCAAGAAUAGGUUAAAUAUACAAAUAAAAUAAAAUCAAUUAAAAACAAUAGCACAUCAACAUAAAACUAUAUAAACAUAAAUCUGAAAGCGUUGCUCAAACUCCCGUAACAGUCCCGUUAUUUUAUCUUUGAACCGCUUCAUGUCUGCCACAUGUUGGGUCGCGCACACAUUUUUCAGACAGGGGAAGUGAGCUGCAUCACCACCGGCAAGUUGCGUCUCCCACAAUGACAGCUUCAACUUGAAAGAACGUAUGCUGUCAUAAUACUGCGUGACAACUUUGUUGCGCCCUUGCAGCUGUUUGUUCAAGUUAUUCAGGUGCUCUGUAACAUCCACCAUAAAUGCAAGGUCCUGCAUCCAUUCUGCGGAAUGAAAUUCUAACACUGGUUUGCCCUUUUCUUCCAUGAACUGUUCAAUUUCUUCUCGUAAAUCAAAGAAACGCCUCAGCACAGCACCUCGGCUUAACCAUCUUACCUUAGUGUGGUAUGGCAGGCCAUAGAUGUGGUCUUUCUCUCUGAGAAGGCUGUCAAACUGACGGUGAUUCAGGCUUCUGGAUCGGAUGAAAUUAACAGUUUGGAUGACCACCUUCAUGACGUUAUCCAUCUUUAAUGACUUGCAACACAAAGCCUCCUGGUGCAAAAUACAGUGAAAAGUCAAAAAAUCACGUCCUCCAUUUGCAGAUUGCACUUUCUCUCUGAACUUUGUCACAACGCUUGCUUUUUUCCCGAUCAUUGAGGGCGCACCAUCUGUAGCCAGGCUGACAGCGCGGGACCAGUCCACUCCGACCCUGUCCAGCGCGCCGACGAGUGCGGUAAAAAUAUCAGCUGCUGUCGUUGUAUCUGUCAUCGGCACCAACUCCACAAACUCCUCGGUGACGGUCAAUGUGUCAUCAACUCCGCGGAUGAAAAUGGCCAGUUGUGCAACAUCUGUAAUGUCCGUGCUUUCAUCAAUUGCAACCGAAAACGCAAUAAAUGACUUUACUUUUUGCUUCAACUGGCUGUCCAAAUCCACUGAAAGAUCGGAAAUCCUGUCUGCAACUAUGUUUCUUGUCAGGCUGAUAUUUGGAAAAGCCUGCCGCUUUUCAGGGCACACAAUCUCCGCUGCCUUCAUCAUGCAUGUUUUUACAAAUUCACCCUCACUAAAUGGUUUUGAAGCCACUGCGAUUUCAUUAGCAAUGAGGUAGCUAGCUUUCACUGCAGCGUCACUGAUGUCUCGGCUGUGAGUAAACACAGACUGCUGUUUCUUCAGACCCGCCAACAGUUCAUUCACCUUCUCUCAUCUCCGCUGUCCUUGAAAGUUGUCAUAUUUGUCGGCAUGAAGACUCACAUAGUGGCGACGAAGGUUAUAUUCUUUCAGCACUGCAACAUGCUCUGAACACACCAAACAUACAGCUUUCCCAUUCAAUUCCGUUAAUAAAUAGGAUGACCAUUUUUCUUGGAACACUCUGCACUCUGCGUCCACUUUUCUCUUUUUUGACAGAGACAUAUUGGGGCAAUGAGUGUGCCAAAGCACAUAAUGUUAAAAGUAGAAGCCGUAAUAAAUAUCGCGGGCAAAACAAAGUAGCUCAUUGGCUGCACGUGCUUGACCUACUUGCUCUGCCCCGGUAUAAACAGUUUGUUUGCUUAACACAAUUGCUAUUGCGCCAUCCAGUGGACGCAAUUGGAACAGCAGUUUAUUUUAUUGAAAAAUUGCAGCGCAUUUUUAUACUUUACAAUUUUUAUUUAUUUAUUUAUUUAUUUAUUUAUUUUUUCAAUCAUCUCGCGGGCCGGAUUAAACCCGUUUGCGGGCCUGAUCCGGCCCGCGGGCCGGACGUUUGACACCCCUGCUUUACUCAGUAAUUUGUUGAAGCACCUUUGGCAGCGAUUACAGCAUCGACUCUUCUUGGGUAUGACGCUACAAGCUUGGCACAUCUGUAUUUGGGGAUUUUCUCCCAUUCUUCUCUGCAGAUCCUCUCAAGCUCUGUCAGGUUGGAUAGGGAACAGCUAUUUUCAGGUCUCUCCAGAGAUGUUCGAUUGGGUUUGUCCGGGUUCUGGCUGGGCCACUCAAGGACAUUCAGAGACUUGUCCUGAAGCCACUUCUGCGUGGUCUUGGCUGUGUGCUUAGGGUUGUUGUCCUGUUGGAAGGUGUACCUUCGCCCCAGUCUGAGGUCCUCAGCGCUCUGGAGCAGGUUUUUAUCAAGGAUCUCUCUGUACUUUGCUCCGUUCAUCUUUCCCUCGAUCCUGACUAGUCUCCCAGUCCCUGCCACUGAAAAACAUCCGCACAGCAUGAUGCUGCCACCACCAUGCUUCACCGUAGGGAUGGUGCCAGGUUUCCUCCAGACGUGACGCUUGGUAUUCAGGCCAAAGAGUUCAAUUAUGGUUUCAUCAGACCGGAGAAUCUUGUUUCUCAUGGUCUGAGAGUCCUUUAGGUGCCUUUUGGCUAACUCCAAGCCGGCUGUCAUGUGCCUUCUACUGAGGACUGGCUUCUGUCUGGCCACUCUACCAUAAAUGCCUGUUUGGUGGAGUGCUGCAGAGAUGGUUGUCUUCUGGAAGGUUCUCCCAUCGCCACAGAGGAACUCUGGAGCUCUGUCAGAGUGACCAACAGGUUCUUGGUCACCUCCCUGACCAAGGCCCUUCUCCCCCGAUUGCUCAGUUUGGCUGGGCGGCCAGCUCUAGGAAGAGUCUUGGUGGUUCCAAACUUCUUCCAUUUAAGAAUGAUAGAGGCCACUGUGUUCUUGGGGACCUUCAAUGCUGCAGACAUUUUUUGGUACCCCUUCCCCAGAUCUGUGCCUCGACACAAUCUUGUCUCGGAGCAAUACGGACAAUUCCUUCGACCUCGUGGCUUGGUUUUUGCUCUGACAUGCAUUGUCAACUGUGGGAGCUUAUAUAGACAGGUAUGUGCCUUUCCAAAUCAUGUCUAAUCAAAUGAAUUUACCACAGGUGGACGCCAAGCAAGUUGUAGAAACAUCUCAAGGAUGGCGCAGCGGUCUAAGGCACUGCAUCUCAGUGCUUGAGGCGUCACUACAGACUCCCUGGUUUGAUUCCAGGCUGUAUCACAACCGGCCGUGAUUGGGAGUCCCAUAGGGCGGCGCACAAUUGGCCCAGCGUCGUCUGGGUUUGGCCGGUGUAGGCCGUAAUUGUAAAUAAGAAUUUGUUCUUAACUGACUUGCCUCGUUAAAUAAAGGUAAGAUAAAUAAAAAUAAAAAAAUCUGUGGAAACAGGAUGCACCUGAGCUCAAUUUCGAAUCUCAUAGCAAAGGGUCUGAAUAGUUAUGUAAAUAACGAAUUUCAUUUGGAAAACAUUUGGAAAAAGUGAAGGGGUCUGAAUACUUUCUGAAUGCACUGUUGAGUUCACAUGUUAACAUCACCUUUUCACCGUUGCAGUUUCACAUGGGAAAAACGUUCACAUGGGAAAAUUGAAUUUCCACGUUUACAACCUUGCAGAUGUUAAAAUCGAACUCACAUUUUUACAUGUGAAAAACUUUCAGAUGUGAAAAUCAAAAUAUGACUUUGUUGAAAUUUUGCAUCCCCCCCAUGGUGUCAAAUUUAUUUCACAUGAGAUCAUGUUUUCAUAUGUAGUUUCAUGUUAUCAAAUGUUGAUUUCACAUGUUGUCACGUUAUCACAUUAACGUCACACGUUAUCACGGAAAUGCAUGUGUUUUUUCUGUAAGGGCAGCUACACACUACAGAUACACACUGCACUAAAGUUACACACUACAGCUACAUACUACAUAUACACAAUACAGCUGCACACUACACUACAGCUACACACUACAGCUACACACUACAGAUACACACUACCCUAGAGAUACUACCCUACAGAUACACACUACCCUAGAGAUACUACCCUACAGAUACACACUACCCUAGAGAUACUACCCUACAGAUACACACUACCCUAGAGAUACUACCCUACAGAUACACACUACCCUACAGAUACUUACCUAGACUUAACCCCUACAGUACACACUGGUACACCCUACAGAUACACACUAAACCCUAUAGAUAUACUACCUACAGAUACACAUCCAAGAUACACACUACCCUAGAGAUACUACCCUACAGAUACACACUACCUACGAUACAAUACCCAGAGAACACAUACCCUAGAGAUACUCCCUACGAUACCCUACACAGAUACACACUACCCUAGAGAUACUACCCUACAGAUACACACUACCGUAGAGAUACUACCCUACAGAUACACACUACCCUAGAGAUACUACCCUACAGAUACACACCACACUACAAGAGGAGGUAUGGACUACACAGUGCAUUUCAGCUUCUUUCACAUUGAUUCAUCUUUUUUUUCUCUCUCUCUCUCUAGAUCGCAAGUAUAUUGCUUGGAUAACACUUGUAAGUUUGGCGUUCAACUACAACAUUUGGUUUACACCGGUUCGUUUGGUCUUUCCCAUCCAUACUCCAGCGUCCAUUCCUUUCUGGAUAAUUGCUGACAUUCUUGCUGACAGUGUCAAUGUCAUAGAUAUCAUCCUCUGGCAGCCACGACUGCAGUUUGUGAAAGGAGGAGACAUUAUUGUAAGUCAUUCUAAAUAUCACUAGAGAGAGAUGAAGGACUUGAUAUUGUGUGUGUGUGUGUUUCAGUGGAGGCUGCUGAGGGGAGGACGGCUCUUAAUAAUGGCUGGAAUGGAGUACAAUGUAUGGAAUGGAGUGACUGGAAUGGUAACAAACACAUGAAAACCAUGUUUUUGAUACCAUUCAAUUUAUUCCAUUCCAGCCAUUAUUAUGAGCCGUUCUCAGCAGCCUCCACUGGUGUGUUUGUAUGUGUUUGUAUGUGUUUCUGCGUGUGUGUUCGUACAUGCAAGUGUGUGUAUGUUCAAGUGUGCAUGCAUAUGUUUUGUAUGCACUUCUAACAUAUAUUAUAUUAUUAGGCAACAACUCCAGCGUAAUGUAGAGAAACAUACAGGUUAAUAAGACUUCAUGUUAUAUUUCAGAAAGACCGGACUAUGACGAAGCCACAUUAUCGAGAGAUUUCGAGGUUUAAUGUAAGCUCUUAUUUCAUAAUUUAUCUCACUUUCAUCUUGUGUACACCUAUAAACCUUGUUGAUGGUAUUCCCUCAGCGUAUAUUAUAGUAUACAGAGAAACACACAGUGCAACAUUGUUCAUUCCACUUCGAGGCAUAAUUCAAGUAACAUAUCACACAUAUUGAUGUAGAAAUAUCAAGACCAUGUACUGUACUGUAGAUAGAUAUGUUGUGCUUGUUUCAUGAUGACUAUAUUAUUUCCACUAAACGUUGUAUUUUCUUUCUGUUGGGGCAGUUGGAUAUGAUCAGCAUCAUCCCAUUCGAUUUGCUAGGUAUCCCGUUUGGAUUCUCUGCUUUAUACAGACUCAACCGUCUACUGAGGGUAGACACUGCAGUUAUCUUCUUUACCACCAAACAUGAUAUGUUUUGUUCUUCAUCUUCUAUUAAAUUGCUAUAGAUUACAUUAGACUAGAGGGUGGCAUUAGGACAUUAGAUAGUGUUUGGGGAACAACAUGCAUGCACACCUAUGAAGCUUCGACGUAUGCUGUCUCUCAGUAUUAAAAAAUAAUGAUGGAUUACAUUACAUUGAUAAUACAUCUGAUAAUAGAUACAAUUUGUUUAUUUUGUUCUCUCAUGACAUUUGCUGUACCAAUGUUUUUCUGGCUUUCGUUUCGCAGAUUGAUAUGUUUUUCGAGUUCAGCGAUCGGCUUGAGAGUAUCAUGGCCAAGGCUUACAUCUGGAGGUACACCCAUCAAACAAAUACAGUCAAAUUCAAAAUUGUUGGCACCCUUGAUAAAGAUGAGCAAAAAUACUGUAUAAAAUAAAUAAUGCAAAUACUGAGCUAUAUUGUAUGCAAAAAAGGGAAAUGUAUAUUAUUUUAUACUAAUACAAUUGCUCAGGGGAAAAUAUUUUAUUGAACCUUGCAAGGACAACAGGGGCGGCAGGUAGCUUAGUGGGUAAGAGCGUUUUUCCUAUUUUGUUUCAUUACAACCUGUAAUUUAAAUCGAUUUGUAUUUGUAUUUCAUGUAAUGGACAUUCACAAAAUUGUCCCAAAAUAACUUGUUUCAAAAAAUUAUAAAAAAUAAAAUAAGGAAAAGUGGGUGCGUGCCAUAUGUAUUCACCCCCUUGCAUGACGCCCCUAAAUAAGAGGUAGCGAACGAAUUACCUUCAGAGUAGUCACAAAUUAGUUAAGAAAGUCCACCUGUGUGCAAUUUAAGGUCACAGAUCCUCUGUAUAUAUACCUAUUAUGAAAGGCCACAGAUUGUCAUGCAAAACACACUAAGUAAGGGGCACCACCAAGCAAACGCGGCACCAUGAAGAACCAAUGGAGCUCUACCCAAACAGGUCAGGGACAAAGUUGGUGGAGACAGAAGUGCAGAUCAGGGUUAUAAAAAAAUAUCAGAAACUUUGAACAUCCCACGCAGCACUAUUAAAUACAUUAUAAAAAAUGGAAAGAAUAUGGCACCACAACAAACCUGCCAAGACAGGGCCGCCCACCAAAACUCACGGACCAGGCAAGGAGGGCAUUAAUCAGAGGCAACAAAGAGACCAAAAAUAACCCUGAAGGAGCUGCAAAGCACCACAGGACCACUUUAAGCCGUACACUCCACAGAGCUGGGCUUUACGGAAGAGUGGCCAGAAAAAAGCCAUUGCUUAAAGAAAAAAAAUAAGCAAACGUUUGGUGUUCGCCAAAAGGCAUGUGGGAAACUCCCCAAACAUAUGGAAUAAGGUACUCUGGUCAGAUGAAUAGUUAUGCAUGCUCAAGUUCUGUUUUUUUGUCUUAUUUCUUGUUUCACAAAAACAAAUAUUUUGCAUCUUCAAAGUGGUAGGCAUGUUGUGUAAAUCAAAUGAUACAAACCCCCCAAAAAUCCAUUUUAAUUCCCGGUUGUAAGGCAACAAAAUAGGAAAAAUGCCAAGGGGGUGAAUACUUUCACAAGCCACUGUAGUUCCAAUCUAAGUGCCAAUGGUGUUUAGAAAACUCCAGGUGUUUACAUUUGUUGGUUGCUCUCAGUAAAGGCUUUUUCAUGGCAACCCUUCCAAAUAGCCUAUUGGUAUGGAGGUGGUGUCUAAUUGUAGAUUUGGAGACUUGGUGACCCAAGAUGCGACCAAGUUCUGUAAUUCUCCAACUCUUUUCCUUGGACUUUUCUUUGCCUCCCGAACCAUCUUCCUCACUGUGAGUGGGGAGAAGAUACACUUGGGUCUUCUACCGGGCAAGUUUACCACUGUUCCAGUAGUUUUAAACUUGUUAAUUGUUGCCAUAGUAGUGGUACAUGGUAUAUUUCAUUUUCAGUCGUUUUUUUGUACCCAUUUGCCUGAUUAUUGAAUGUCAACAACUAGUUGUCCUUUCAUUUGUGAGUUCUUUGCCCGUGGUGAUGGAUGACAAAUUGAUUUUACAUGCGCAUUAACUCGUUUUUAUACUCCAGUGAAACAGAAAUCCAUGAAAGGCCACAAUACAAUUCCUUAAAUUUAUAUUAAUAAAAAAAUGUGAAUGUUAAUGCAGAUUACAUUUCGUUUGAUUUUAUUAUAAGAAUCGUUAAGGGUGCCAAUCCUUUUGACACUUAUCUUUUUUUUUGUGACCAACUUUUUAUUCCGUUUUGUUAUGUUAUUUUUCAGAGGGAGGUUACAGGUACAAAAACAAUCAAAUAAAUGCAUACAAAGAUAACCCAAACCCAUUCCCCCAAUCAGUCCCCAUCCACCCGCCUGCAUCUUCCUCCCUCCCCACCACCUCGCUUCCCACCCCGCUUACCUGAUUUAGGGGACACAGUGAACAGUAGGGAGUUCCGGACAAUUUCAUCAUAAAAUGUUUCCUUGGUGUUAAAUACAGUGUCGUGACGUGACUUACUUUAACGUAUGACUGUUAUUUAUCGAAUCACCUAACUAUGUUUAAUUGUCACUUGAUUAAAUUAAGUAACAAUUCAUUCAUUAAGAAUUUUGGCCACCACGGAAGUUGUUUAACGGUCCAGUGCAUUAUCUUCUUCUUCACCUUGUGUAGAGGUUGAGAGUUUCAGAGUUUCUCCAUUUUAAACGUGUGGACUAAUGUCUCACGUUUUCUUGGCUUCCUGGUCUGGUAGAAAUUCAACCAUUUGCAACGUUUAGCGCUUCACGAUUCACGUCUGCUGGUCUAAAGGUUGAUUUGUUUUUCAAGGCUUUUUAUGCCCUCUGGGUAAAAGAUCGUGCCCUCUGGGUGAUGACACGAUCUCUGAUGUCACUCGGAGCGUGGCUAGGCACUGCAUAGUUUAUAUGAAAAACUAUUAUCUCAUUAGAAUACUAAAAUCACAUUCCUAUCUUCACCAAAAUACUCUCAUACUUAAUAAUAUAUGUUAUACAACAUUUAGAUGUAAACUUGAUAGAUAGAAUAUGUACACUUUCCAAAGUCAUAUUUUUCCAUAUUCUGUUCCAGUUAAAGUGUGGUUCAGAUUCAGUUAGAUCUGUGGACCAUACUUUUUUUAAUGGCUAGCUCAGAAUGAGCUUUCCAAAAGUUGUUGAUAUAUUAUAGCGAUCAGUCCUUUCGGGAGCCCAGAUAAUUUAUUUUAUAAAUCCCAUCAUUGAAUGUUUCGGUAGUUGCGUUUCCCAAGGGACUCCAUAAGCCAACAUAGCUGACCUAAAUUGUAAAUAUAUACUGACCAAAAAUAUAAACGCAACAAAGUGUUGGUCCCAUGUUUCAUGAGCUGAAGUAAAAUAUUCCAGAAAUAUUCCAUAUGCACAAAAAGCUUAUUUCUCUCAAAUUUUGUGUACAAAUUUGUUUACAUCACUGUUAGUGAGCAUUGCUCCUUUGCCAAGAUAAUCCAUCCACUCUACAAUGUGGAGUUUUGUAACACAACACCACAGAUGUCUCAAAUUGAGGGAGCAUGCAAUUGGCAUUCUGACUGCAGGAAUGUCCACCAGAGCUGUUGCCAGAGAGUUGAAUGUUAAUUUCUCUACUAUAAGCCGCCUCUAACGUCAAUUUAGAGAAUUUGGCAGUACGUCCAACCGGCCUCACAACCGCAGACCACGUGUAACCACGCCAGCCCAGGACCUCCACAUCCGGCUUCUUUACCUGUGGGAUAAUCUGAGACCAGCCACCCGUACAGCUGAUGAAACUGAGGAGUCUGUAAUAAAGCCCCUUUGUGGGGAAAAACUCAUUCUGAUUGGCUGGGCCUGGUUCCCCAGCCUAUGCCCUCCCAAGCCCACCCAUGGCUGCGCCCCUGCCCAAUCAUGUGAAAUCCAUACAUUAGGGCCUAAUUUAUUUAUUUAAAUUGACUGAUUUCCUUAUGUGAGCUGUAACAUUGAAAUUGUUGCAUGUUGCGUUUAUACACUGCUCAAAAAAAUAAAGGGAAUACUAAAAUAACACAUCCUACAUCUGAAUGAAUUAAAUAAUCUUAUUAAAUACUUUUUUCUUUACAUAGUUGAAUGUGCUGACAACAAAAUCACACAAAAAUGAUCAAUGGAAAUCAAAUUUAUCAACCCUUGGAGGUCUGGAUUUGGAGUCACCCUCAAAAUUAAAGUGGAAAACCACACUACAGGCUGAUCCAACUUUGAUGUAAUGUCCUUAAAACAAGUCAAAAUGAGGCUCAGUAGUGUGUGUGGCCUCCACGUGCCUGUAUGACCUCCCUACAAUGCCUGGGCAUGCUCCUGAUGAGGUGGCGGAUGGUCUCCUGAGGGAUCUCCUCCCAGACCUGGACUAAAGCAUCCGCCAACUCCUGGACAGUCUGUGGUGCAACGUGGCGUUGGUGGAUGGAGCGAGACAUGAUGUCCCAGAUGUGCUCAAUUGGAUUCAGGUCUGGGGAACGGGCAGGCCAGUCCAUAGCAUCAAUGCCUUCCUCUUGCAGGAACUGCUGACACACUCCAGCCACAUGAGAUCUAGCAUUGUCUUGCAUUAGGAGGAACCCAGGGCCAACCACACCAGCAUAUGGUCUCACAAGGGGUCUGAGGAUCUCAUCUCGGUACCUAAUGGCAGUCAGGCUACCUCUGGCGAGCACAUGGAGGGCUGUGCGGCCCCCCAAAGAAAUGCCACCCCACACCAUGACUGACCCACUGCCAAACCGGUCAUGCUGGAGGAUGUUGCAGGCAGCAGAACGUUCUCCACCGCGUCUCCAGACUCUGUCACGUCUGUCACAUGCUCAGUGUGAACCUGGUUUCAUCUGUGAAGAGCACAGGGCGCCAGUUGCGAAUUUGCCAAUCUUGGUGUUCUCUGGCAAAUGCCAAACGUCCUGCACGGUGUUGGGCUGUAAGCACAACCCCCACCUGUGGACGUCGGGCCCUCAUAGCACCCUCAUGGAGUCUGUUUCUGACCGUUUGAGCAGACACAUGCACAUUUGUGGCCUGCUGGAGGUCAUUUUGCAGGGCUCUGGCAGUGCUCCUCCUGCUCCUCCUUGCACAAAGGCGGAGGUAGCAGUCCUGCUGCUGGGUUGUUGCCCUCCUACAGCCUCCUCCACAUCUCCUGAUGUACUGGCCUGUCUCCUGGUAGCGCCUCCAUGCUCUGGACACUACGCUGACAGACACAGCAAACCUUCUUGCCACAGCUCGCGUUGAUGUGCCAUCCUGGAUGAGCUGCACUACCUGAGCCACUUGUGUGGGUUGUAGACUCCGUCUCAUGCUACCACUAGAGUGAAAGCACCGCCAGCAUUCAAAAGUGACCAAAACAUCAGCCAGGAAGCAUAGGAACUGAGAAGUGGUCUGUGGUCACCACCUGCAAAACCAGUCCUUUAUUGGGGGUGUCUUGCUAAUUGCCUAUAAUUUCCACCUGUUGUCUAUUCCAUUUGCACAACAGCAUGUGACAUUUAUUGUCAAUCAGUGUUGCUUCCUAAGUGGACAGUUUGAUUUCACAGAAGUGUGAUUGACUUGGAGUUACAUUGUGUUGUUAAAGUGUUCCCAUAAUUUUUUUGAUCAGUGCAUUUUUGUUCAGUAUAUAAAAAGGAGUUGCCCGGUAAUGUGUAUGUAUCUUUCAAAUCUUGGAAUGUUCUCAAACCAUUACUGUCUAUGAUAUCGGUAAGGGUACGGAUUCCACAUCUGGACCAUUGGGGGGAUGCAAAAGGCCGCCCUCCAGAUUGCAAGCCAUUAUUGUGAAAUAUUGGAGUAUGGGCACGCCAUUUUGAUUCCCAGUUACAUUGUUUUGAAAUGUUGCACCAAAUGGAAAUUGUGUUAGCAGUAAUAGGACCAAAGCGUAGUUUACAUUCUUAAGGGAUAUAUCAGUGGAGACCACCUGUUCCAGGGCAAUAGGAGACACCAAAUGUCUCUCUAUACUCUGCCAGGGUGCAGAAUAAUCAUUUCUAAACCAAUUUAGGAUGGGGGAAAAUGCAAGCGCCUGGAAAUACAAUUUAAAGUUUGGUACGGAUAGUCUUCCUCCUUGACACCAAUCUUUUUUAGAUGUUUAUUGUAUUAGUAUAAAAUAAUAAAAUGUUCCCCCAAAAUUUGCUGACAAUAUACUGUAGUUCGGUUUGUAUUAUUUAUUUUAUACAGUAUUUUUUGCUCAUCUUUAUCAAGGGUGCGAAUAAUUUCAGAUGUGAUUUUUUUUUUAAUCUAUAGAAUGGAAGUGUCUGCUAUGUGGCAUACUAAUGUAAUGUUAUACUUUAGUCUAGUUAGAUGUGUGAAUGAUGAAGGUGAUGAUACUGGAUGAAUGGAGAAUGCUAGAAUAGCUUUACCACACCCGCAACAGAAAACCAUUAUCUAAGACCUCUUCUUCUUCCCUGUGUUUGUUCAGAGUUGGUCGCACCACUGGCUACUUGCUGUUCAUGCUCCAUCUCAACGCCUGUUUCUACUACGUGGCAUCAGUGUACCUUGGCAUCGGCACCUCCAAAUGGGUCUACAAUGGAGAGGGAACCGCGUACGUAUAUUAUUGUGUAGAGUAUAUAGGGUUUCAAAAUUGCCAGGUUUUCCAGAAUUCCUGGUAGGAGGAUUCCAGGAUUCCUGCUUAUUCUCUCCUGAUUUUGGGAAUAUUCCAACCUGGAUUUCUGGUAAAACCUGGAAUUAUGAGGAAAUUAACAGAAUUUUGCAUCCCGAGGAGUAAAACAUUCUAUACUUCCAAUAUAGUCGCUUGUCUCCGAGACUGUUACAGUUGAACAGUUUCUCAAUUUGUAGUUUUCCCUAAACCAGUGUCUCCAUUGCCUUCACUGUGGAUUAGGGGUGUGAGUAACCGUCUUCUUCCAAACCCCUGUAUCCUUCCUACAGGUACCUGCGUUGUUAUUACUUCGCUGUUCGUAGUCUGAUCAACAUCGGGGGUCUUCCUGAGCCAGGCUCUGUGUUUGAGAUCUGUUUCCAGAUGACCAACUUCUUCACUGGUGUCUUCGUGUUCUCCAGUUUGAUUGGACAGGUACAGUAUCACUAAAGACAUGCAGAAUGCACUCCAGGCAAGAGGCAGCCAUCCUCUGGUAACAAUUAUGAUUGCGGUAAAUUCCAUUUCAAUUCAGGAAGUGACAUUCCAAAUCUAAUUUUCCUCAUUUCUUUUAAAUGAGGAAAUGGACUCAAAUGUAAUUGGAAUUGACUAGAUUGAAAUGGAAUUGGCCCCAACAUUGGUUUGUUGUGAGUGGUCCAGUGGUCCUGGAUUGAAAGUAUUUUCUUUGUUCUUCUGGUAAAGAUGAGAGAUGUUAUCGGGGCUGCCACGCAGGGCCAGACAUAUUUCCGGGCCUCCAUGGAUGGCUGUGUGGAAUACAUGAACACCUUCGACAUCCCCGACUUGGUGCAGAACAGAGUACGCACCUGGUACAACUACACCUGGGACGCCCAGGGCAUGCUGGGUAAGCAAUAAAUAAGUGGUGAAUAAAUUAAUCUUGACUCCAUGCUGCCAUAAUCCUGCUGUAAAUAAUGUUAAUGUCAUUUUAUGGCAAAUCGGCAAUUAACAUGGUGUACAUUUGCUCUGUAGUAAUGUCUUGAAACAAUUUUCCCCCCACAAUUUUUCUUCCUUUUACUCCCCUCUCCAUCUCCCCCUCUUCCCCCUCCCCCCUCUCCAUCUCCCCCUCUUUCCCCUCCCCCCCUCUCCUUUCCUCUCCAGACGAGUCUGUACUGCUGGAGCAGAUGCCUCUUGUAAUGAGAACAGCCAUUGGUGUGGAUGUAAACUUUGCCACCUUCGAUAAAAUUGCUCUUUUUCAGGUAAAUAUAGGUUGAAAUUAACAUGAUGUCAUUAUGACUCCUUGUGCUAACAGGCAACUAACAGCACACCUGCAACACCCUCUGAAUGUUGCCUAAAUGUUAUCUGACUGUUUUCUCUAUGUCUUUGUCCCCUAGGGCUGUGAUAAGCAGAUGUUGGUGGACAUGUUGCUGAGGCUCAAGUCUAUUAUAUAUCUACCUGGAGACUUUGUGGUGAAGAAAGUGAGUGUAUGGGACGGUCACUGUUGCAUAAUAUAGUCAAUAUGUAAUUUCUUUAUAUACACUUGGAUCACAGGAGGUUGGUGGCACCUUAAUUGGGGAGGAUGGGCUCGUGGUAAUGGCUGGAGCGGAAUAGAUGGAAUGGUAUCAAAUACAUCAAACACAUGGUUUCCUUGUGUUUGAUGUCAUUCCAUUCGCUCCGUUGCAGCCAUUAUUAUGAGCCGUCCUCCCUCAGCAGCCUCCACUGACUUUAGUCUUUUUCAAAACAAUACAGCAAAAACAGUAAAAAGCAACAGAAACAAUGAAACUAAAGAAUAAAUAAAAGCAAACAGAAGUUGCCAUCCAAUAGGUACAGAAUAAUAUAUAAAGUAAGUAUACAGAGUUGUGAUGUUGUAUUGUUAACAAGAUUAGUUAAUCAAGUCUUCCUGGUUUGUGAAUGAUAUCCAUUUGUCCCAGUUACUUUCGAAUACAGGUUUUUGGAGUCUUAAAGCAUAUGUCAAGCUUACCCAUAUUAAAGAUUUAUUGGAUUAUACUUUGCCAUUCUUAAAAUGUUGGGGCUUCUAUUUUAUACCAGUUUCUGGUAAUGGCUUUUCUACUUUUAGCUGGUAUCUGUCACUGCCCAUCACAUUCUCUGGAACAUUACCAAGGUACAUUACAGUUCUAGGGACAUCUUUUAACACCGAACAUACAUUACCCCAAAACAUUGACAUCUUCUGACAUUCCCCAAAAACAUGGGUGUGGGUGGCAUCUACAUGGUCACACAGCCGCCAGCAUGGCUGUUGUAUACCUAGCUGUUGACCUUUGAUUCUAGGAGUGAUAAAAAAAACGGGUCAUAUUUUUCCAAUAAAACUCUCCAUGUUCUUGAGUUUGUAGAAGUAUGUUGAGUACUGCAUAUAUUGUCCCAGUCUUCCUCUGAGAUGUCUAUAUUCAGUUCCUUUUCCCAUUUUGCUUUAAUAUAAAGAGUUGAGUCUUUUCUAGAGGCUAUCUGGCCAUGACAGAGUAAAGAGAUCGUCUUGGACAUUGCCUGAUUAUAUGCAUUUCGAAUCACAUGGUUAGUCAUAUUUGGUUAGUCAUAUUUGGUUUGGUAUUGAAGAAUACAUUUAUCUAUUUUUCAAAAUAGUCCCUUAACUGUAAGUAUCUGAAGAAAUCUUGGUUUUCCAUGCCAUAUUUCUCCUUUAAAUUCUGAAAACCUAAGAGUUCUCCAUCCUCUACAAUGGUACAAAGUGCUGUCAUGCCUCUCUCAGUCCAUUCCUUAUUUUUUUAAUCAUAGAUACCUGGUUUAAAUUUAGGAUUAAACGCAAACCAUUUCAACAUUCUGAUUUCCUUUUUCAGCUUGUGUUGUUUCACCAUCCGAAACCAGAGGUCUAGUGGAAAUGAUGAUAUAGGGUUAAGUAUUCCUGUUAAUGUCCCAAAUGUGUCUUUAUCCCCAGCUACAGUUGAAGUCGGAAGUUUACAUACACUUUAGCCAAAUACAUUUAAACUCAGUUUUUCACAAUUUCUGACAUUUAAUCCUAGUAAAAAUUCCCUGUUUUAGGUCAGUUAUUUUAAGAAUGUGAAAUGUCAGAAUAAUAGGAGAGAGAAUGAUUUAUUUCAGCUUUUAUUUCUUUCAUCACAUUCCCAGUGGGUCAGAAGUUUACAUACACUCAAUUAGUAUUUGGUAGCAUUGCCUUUAAAUUGUUUAACUUGCGUCUAACGUUUCGGGUAGCCUUCCACAAGCUUCCCACAAUAAGUUGGGUGAAUUUUGGCCCAUUCCUCCUGACAGAGCAGGUGUAACUGAGUCAGGUUUGUAGGCCUCCUUGCUCGCACAUGAUUUUUCAGUUCUGCCCACAAAUGUUCUAUAGGAUUGAGGUCAGGGCUUUGUGAUGGCCACUCCAAUACCUUGACUUUGUUGUCCUUAAGCCAUUUUGCCACAACUUUGGAAGUAUGCUUGGACUCAUUGUCCAUUUGGAAGGCCCAUUUGCGACCAAGUUUUAACUUCCUGACUGAUGUCUUGAGAUGUUGCUUCAAUAUAUCCACAUAAUUUUCCUCCUCAUGAUGCUAUCUAUUUUGUGAUGUGCACCAGUCCCUCCUGCAGCAAAGCACCCCCACAGCAUGAUGCUGCCAACCCCUUGCUUCACGGUUGGAAUGGUGUUCUCUGGCUUGCAACUACCCCCUUUUUCCUCCAAACAUAACGAUGGUCAUUAUGGCCAAACAGUUCUAUUUUUGUUUCAUCAGACCAGAGGACAUGUCUCCAAAAAGUACGAUCUUUGUCCCAAUGUGCAGUUGCAAACCGUAGUCUGGCUUUUUGAUGGCGGUUUUGGAGCAGUGGCUUCUUCCUUGCUGAGCGGCCUUUCAGGUCAUGUCGAUAUAGGACUCGUUUUACUGUGGAUAUAGAUACUUUUGUACCUGUUUCCUCCAGCAUCUUCACAAGGUCCUUUGCUGUUGUUCUGGGAUUGAUUUGCACUUUUCGCACCAAAGUAUGUUCAUCUCUAGGAGACAGAACGCGUCUCCUUCCUGAGUGGUAUGACGGCUGCGUGGUCCCAUGGUGUUUAUACUUGCGUACUAUUGUUUGUACAGAUGAACGUGGUACCUUCAGGCAUUUGGAAAUUGCUCCCAAGGAUGAACCAGACUACAAUUUAUUUUCUGAGGUCUUGGCUGACUUCUUUUGAUUUUCCCAUGAUGUCAAGCAAAGAGGCACUGAGUUUGAAGGUAGGCCUUGAAAUACAUCAACAGGUACACCUCCAAUUGACUCAAAUUAUGUCAAUUAGCCUAUCAGAAGCUUCUAAAGCCAUGACAUUUUCUGGAAUUUUCCAAGCUGUUUAAAGGCAGUCAACUUCUGACCCACUGGAAUUGUGAUACAGUGAAUUUUAAGUGAAAUAAUCUGUCUGUAAACAAUUGUUGGAAAAAUUACUUGUGUCAUGCACAAAGUAGAUGUCCUAACCGACUUGCCAAAACUAUAGUUUGUUAACAAGAAAUUUGAGGAGUGGUUGAAAAACUAGUUUUAAUGACUCCAACCUAAGUGUAUGUAAACUUCCGACUUCAACUGUACAUACUGGAUUGGGCAACCUUGAACGGCAGCCUCAAUAUCUUUCCAUAUAGUACUGUAUUGCGAGUCACAUCAACACACUGUUGGCCUAAAUUGUGCAGCUAAGUAAUAUUCCCUAAGAUUAGGUAGUGCCAUCCCCCUUUGUCUUUAGGGAGCUGAAGAGUCGAAUAUCUAAAUCCUUGGUUUCCUCCAAAUGAACCGUGAUAUUAACUUGUCCCACAGAUUGAAUUGUUUCAGGGGUACCGCAACUGGUAGAGACUGGAAUAGGGGAGAAUAUUCAUUUAACUGUCUCUACUAUAGAGCUGAAAUCUAAAAGGAGAAGGUACCAUCUUUCUACUGUAUAUGUUUAUGAAUAUUUAGGAUAAUUGGUUUAUAAUUAGUUAUAUAUACACUGAGUGUAGAAAAUAUUAUGAACACCUACUCCUUCCAUUACAGACUGACCAGUUGAACGCUAUGAUGCCUUAUUGAUGUCACUUGUUAAAUCCAUUUCAAUCAGUGUAGAUGAAGGGGAGGAAGGAUUUUUAAGGGGGUGGGGGGGGGAGUAAUGUUUUGUACACUGUGUAUAGCUUUGAAAUAUCCUUUGUUCAGGUUUACCCCUAGAUAUGUAACCUUUUUGGAAUUCCAGUUGAAACCAAUGGGGUAGAAUUAAAGGGUAAACUAAGUUUGUAUCCUGAAUAAUAACCAUAUUUUCCAGAAUGUUCAUUCGUUUUGAGAAGCAAGUGUUGGGGUCAGUCAUGUAAACUAGCACAUCAUCAGCAUACAAGGCAAUUUUAUGCUCUUUUCCUCUGAUGCUAAUACCUUGUAAUUCAUAAUUUGGCUUUAUCGCUUGGGCAAGGGGCUCAAUAUACAAGGCAAAUAACUCAGGUGAGGCGCAACAUCCCUGACGUGUGCUGCGUUGUAAAAUUACUUUCACUUUAAUGAUAAAUGUUUUAAAACAUUGGAUUGCGUCCUUUUUAAAGCCAAAUCGCUUUAAAACAUGAUAUAAGUCAAAUUAACGCUAGCGAAUGCCUUUUCUGCAUCUAAACGGACUAAUAGUGCUUCUGAAUUGUUUUCCUUAAUCUAGAGAUCUUCUGAUGUUAUCUUGGGUUUGACGUCCUCUAAUAAACCCAGUUUAGUCCAACUCAAUUAGAUCCGGCAUAAAGCUUUCAAGGCCCUUGGUAAUAAUCGAGGUGUAUAGUUUAUAGUCAUAAUUCAAAUUCGAGAUUGGCCUAUAAUUACUGAUAUGUUCUUUGUCUUUACCCUCUUUUGGUAUGACAGUUAUGAUGCUUUCUUCCAUGAGGGAGGGGCUUCACCCUUUUAAGGUCCAAUGAAAUGAGGAUAAAAGUCUAUGUAAUUUCAGAACAUCCUCAACACCACCCUGUGAUUUUAAACUACAUUUUCCAAUCUGUGUUCUGUUUGAUCGUUGUCUUCUAUAGGGUGACAUUGGUAAAGAGAUGUACAUCAUAAAGGGUGGAGAGGUGCAGGUGGUUGGUGGACCAGAUAACUCCAUUGUGUUUGUGACACUAAAGGCCGGCUGUGUGUUUGGAGAAAUCAGGUAUUAUCAUUACACUACAAUAUUCCAAUGUAAUAAUAUUAAACUCCAGUAGAAGAGAUUCCCACUGGGCAAAAUCUGGUUGAAUCAAAGUUGUUUCCACAUCAUUUCAACCCCCCAAAUCUAUGUGAUUGACUUUGAAUCAACGUGGAAAACUGAUUAGAUUUGAAAAGUCAAUGUAAGGGAAUUUCGUAUUUUUGUCACCCAACUUUUAACUUAAAUCCAAUGACAUUAUAUAUUUUUUCUUCAUCGAAUUCACAUUAGUUGACAACUCAAACAAAUGUAAAUCAAAACCAGAUGUAGAACUGAUGUCUGUGCCCAGAGGGUUACUAUUACAGAUUAACUUCUAAGUGUGAGUGUUGGUCGAGGAUCUUCAAUCAGAGUUCUGAAUCGGUGCUCUUCCUCAGUCUGCUACAGUCUGCCAAAGACGGCGGGAACAGAAGGACGGCUAACGUAAAAGCUCACGGCUUCGUCAACCUUUUUGUCCUGGAUAAGAAAGACCUGGUUGACAUCUUGGUCCACUACCCAAAUUCCCAGAGAGUGCUGGCCAAGAAAGGAAGGUAAGCUCUUUGUGUGAGCUAGCUAAGGUAUGAGACCUAUACUAAGAAUGUAUAGUUAGACAUGUCAGAAUGAAAUCAAGUUCUGUGUUUUUUUGAUCAACCGCUCUACAAGAUUGUGAUCGUUGUGUGUCUCUUUGAGAUUGUUGACUGUUGUGACUCUGAAAGGAAACUGAUGAAGGCGAAGGGUCCAGCUGGUGCUAAGGCUGAGGUUGAAAAGAAGAAAGGACUGGCGCUGUUCGGACCCAAACCCCCCACUCCUAAAUUGGCACGCGUCUUCGGAGGCUUUGGCAAAGGAGGCUUCUUGGAGAAACUGAAGGUAUAUUUCAGCUACAGUACCCUUUACAUUAUUAUUACACACUCCUACAUUACAUAGUACGACAGAGCACCCGCAUUACACAUGGUAGCCCUAUAAAACCCACUGACAACAAGCUAUAUCUCUUCUACUUUUGCAUAUUUUUGAUACCGAAUGUUAUCAGAUCUUCAACUAUAACAUAAUAUUAGAUAAAGGGAACCUGAGUGAACAAAUAAACUCAACAAUGACACACUUAUUUCAUAAACAAAGUUAUGCAACACCCAAUGCCCCUGUGUGAAAAAGUAAUUGCCCCCUUACACUAACUAGUUGUGCCACCUUUAGCUGCAAUGACUCCAACCAUACGCUUCCUGCAGUUGUUGAUCAGUCUGUCACGUAGUUGUGGAGGAAUUCUGAUCCACUCUUCCAUGUAGAAUUGCUUUAACUCAGCGACAUGUGGGUUUUCAAGCAUGAACUGCUCGUUUCAAGUCCUGCCACAACAUCUCAAUUGGGAUUAGGUCUGGACUUUGACUAGGGCAUUCCAAAACGUCAAUUAUUUUAUUUAUUUUUUGCCAUUUUCAUGUAGAAUUGAUUGUGUGUUUUGGAUAAUUGUCUUGCUGCAUGACCCAGCUGCGCUUAAUCUUCAGCUCACAGACUGAUGGCCUGACAUUCUCCUGUAGAAUUCUCUGAUACAGAGCAGAAUUCAUGGUUCCUUCUUUUAAGGCAAGUUGUCCAGGUCCUGAGGCAGCAAAGCAUCCCCAAACCAUCACACCACCACCACCACCAUGCUUGACUGUUGGUAUAAGGUUCUUACUGUGGAAUGCAGUGUUUGGUUUUCACCAGGCAUAAUGGGCCCCAUCAGUCUUUGAGCUGAAGCGCAGCUGCGUCAUGCAGCAAGACAAUGAUCCAAAACACACAAUCAAUUUUACAUGAAAAUGGCUAAAAACAAACAUUUUAAAGUCGAAGUCCAGACCUAAUCCCAAUUGAGAUGUUGUGGCAGGACUUGAAACGAGCAGUUCAUACUUGAAACCCCACAAAUGUCGCUGAGUUAAAGCUGUUCUGCAUGCAACAGUGGGCCAAAACUCCUCCACAGCAAUGUGAUAGACUGAUCAACAACUACAGGAAGCAUUUGGUUGCAGUGAUUGCAGCAAAAGGUGGCAACCAGUUUGAGUGUAAGGGGGCAAUUACUUUUUUACACAGGGGAAUUGGGUGAAGCCUAACUUUGUUAAUGAAAUAAAAUAGGUAUCCAGUUUCUUGUUAUUUGUAAACUCUGGUUCCCUUUAAUAUAAGGUUUUGGUUGAAGAUCUGAUAACAUCCAGUGCAAAAAUAGAGAAAAUCAGAAAGGGGACAAAUACUUUUUCACGGCACUGUAGAUUCUAUCUGGCUUAGGUUAUAAACCUUUAGAUCUCACACAGUAUUUGAUUUAUAAGGAUAAAGGCUACCUACAGUCGCGGUCAAAAGUUUUGAGAAUGACACAAAUAUAAAUUUUCACAAUCUGCUGCCUCAGUUUUUAUGAUGUCAAUUUGCAUAUACUCCAGAAUGUUAUGAAGAGUGAUCAGAUGAAUUGCGAUGUCCCUCUUUGCCAUGAAAAUGAACUUAAUCCCCCAAAAACAUUUCCACUGCAUUUCAGCCCUGCCACAAAAGGACCAGCUGACAUCAUGUCACUGAUUCUCUCGUUAACACAGGUGAGAGUGUUGACGAGGACAAGGCUGGAGAUCACUCUGUCAUGCUGAUUGAGUUAGAAUAACAGACUGGAAGCUUUAAAAGGAGGGUGGUGCUUGAAAUCAUUGUUCUUCCUCUGUUAACCAUGGUUACCUGCAAGAAAACACGUGCCGUCAUCAUUGCUUUGCACAAAAAGGGCUUCACAGGGAAGGAUAUUGCUGCUAGUAAGAUUGCACCUAAAUCAACCAUUUAUCGGAUCAUCAAGAACUUCAAGGAGAAAGGUUCAAUUGUUGUGAAGAAGGCUUCAGGGCGCCCAAGAAAGUCCAGCAAGCGCCAGGACCGUCUCCUAAAGUUGAUUCAGCUGCGGGAUCGGGGCACCACCAGUGCAGAGCUUGCUCAGGAAUGGCAGCAGGCAGGUGUGAGUGCAUCUGCACACACAGUGAGGCAAAGACUUUUGGAGGAUGGCCUGGUGUCAAGAAGGGCAGCGAGGAAGCCACUUCUCUCCAGGAAAAACAUCAGGGACAGACUGAUAUUCUGCAAAAGGUACAGGGAUUGGACUGCUGAGGACUGGGGUAAAGUCAUUUUCUCUGAUGAAUCCCCUUUCCGAUUGUUUGGGGCAUCCGGAAAAAAGCUUAUCCGGAGAAGACAAGGUGAGCGCUACCAUCAGUCCUUUGUCAUGCCAACAGUAAAGCAUCCUGAGACCAUUCAUGUGUGGGGUUGCUUCUCAGCCAAGGGAGUGGGCUCGCUUCUCAGCCAAGGGAGUGGGCUCACUCACAAUUUUGCCUAAGAACACAGCCAUGAAUAAAGAAUGGUACCAACACAUCUUCCGAGAGCAAUUUCUCCCAACCAUCCAAGAACAGUUUGGUGACGACCAAUGCCUUUUCCAGCAUGAUGGAGCACCUUGCCUUAAGGCAAAAGUGAUAACUAAGUGGCUCGGGGAACAAAACAUCGACAUUUUGGGUCCAUGGCCAGGAAACUCCCCAGACCUUAAUCCCAUUGAGAACUUGUGGUCAAUCCUCAAGAGGCGGGUGGACAAACAAAAACCUACAAAUUCUGACAAACUCCAAGCAUUGAUUAUGCAAGAAUGGGCUGCCAUCAGUCAGGAUGUGGCCCAGAAGUUAAUUGACAGCAUGCCAGGGCGGAUUGCAGAGGUCUUGAAAAAGAAGGGUCAACACUGCAAAUAUUGACUCUUUGCAUAAACUUAUUGUAAUUGUCAAUAAAAGCCUUUGACACUUAUGGAAUGCUUGUAAUUAUACUUCAGUAUACCAUAGUAACAUCUGACAAAAAUAUCUAAAAACACUGUAGCAGCAAACUUUGUGAAGACCAAUACUUGUGUCAUUCUCAAAACUUUUGACCACGACUGUACAGUAGAAAUAUAUAUGACUGAGGUUAAUGUUUUCUUCUUUCUUUCCAGGCUGCACAAGUGAAGGAGCAGCAGGGGAAGUAAAAGAGGAGAGGGUGAGACAUCUGAUCCAUUACUGGGAUCCGCCAUCUUUGUUUAUAUUCCUCUACUGCACUGGGGUGUAUUCAUUAGUGCACACCGUAGCAAAAAUGUUUAGCAGCUUAUUAUAAUUUUGUUUAUUUAUUAUGUUUCGAUUGAUCUUGGAACCCAGAAACACAUUUUGAGUGCGUUGUUGACAAUUGAUUAUGCUUUGAUUAGUCAGUGAGGGGUUCUGAUCUCUGUGCUGCUAGCCAAUAUGAUGGAGAAUACCGGUAUGUUAAACUUUGUACACUGUAAAUAGUACUUAAUUUUACAUAAAACUAUUAAAAUAUUUACUACAACUGCAGUGUCUUGCUAUCUUUUUCAUUUCAUUUUUCAGUUAAGGAGCCCAAUUAUAAUCUUUUUUACCACUAAUUGGUCUUUUGACCAAUCACAUCAGAUAUUUUUUAGAUCUGAUUGGUCAAAAGACCAAUUUAUGGAAAAAAAUUACCAGAAUUGGGCUGCCUGUGUAAACACAGCCUUAGCAUCCUAUGGAAUCAAUAUAACAUAAAAAAAACAAGCUGAAGAAGCAAACAGUUUUUUUCCCCAUAAGAAGGAUGAGACAAACAUUGUGGUAGAUAAGCAAUAAUGUUUACUUCUGAUCAUCAUACAAUAUUAAGAAUAUGCUUGAUUCCUUUGGGGGAAAAACAGCUAUAAAUGGCCAAGGCACACAUACUUAAGCAAUAAGGCCCGGGGGGUGUGGUAUAUAGCCAAUAUACCACAGCUAAGGGCUGUUCUUAUGCAUGACGCAACUGGUUACCAAACUAAUUAGAACAAUAAAAAGUACUUUUUUUGUCAUACCCAUGGUAUACGGACGGUCUGAUAUACCACUGCUUUUAGCCAAUCAGCAUUCAGGGCUUGAACCACCCAGUUUAUAAAAUAAUACAGGACAUUGACAUAACAUGGAAGAGCAGAAAGAACAAUUUGAUUGUGUUACUUACUAUAGUAAUAUCUAUAAUAUAAGGCCCUCCAUUUUUAUGAACCCAUAAACUGUACACAAUUAUGAAUGACAAAAUAACUAAUCCAGUUGAAGUUGUACUUCCAGUUUAGGUCAUAUUAAACCUGAUCAAUUAUCAAUGGGGAAGGACAGGUUAAAUCAAGUAAAUUGUUUAUCAAUAUUACCUAUAUAACAGAAAUGUAAAACAAUAUAUACUCUAAGCUAAAGCUGACAUUUAUAUAAUUAAUAUGGUCAUAAUUGAAUUCAAUUAUUUGUAUUUAUGCUCAAAUGGAUUAGGAACUCUGCUAGCUAGUCCAUAAAGUGGCUCUUCAAGCAUAAUUGGCACAAGAGGAAGAAAAACAAGAGUGCUCUAUAGCAACUCAAUACACAAACAUCAAGUAAUCAUCAUUAUUCUGGAGUGGAACGAUUAAUACACUAUGAAUGCCAUUCACUCAUAAAAGCUGCAUUCACAACACAAUAUCCAAUUUGCUAAACCGUCAGUUUAAAUACCAUUCCUUAAAAAGAAGCAUGAAUUUAGCCUGUUUGAAUAAACAAAAUGUAUAUCCAAACCAUUAAUUUGAGGACUGGACAAUUACUGUAGAUAUAGUGCUACUCACAGCUUGAUAACUAAGAAUCUAUACUGAGAAUUAAACUUAGUAGUAUACAGGAAUAUAUAAAAAUGUGCCAAACUACAACUAUAAAAAAAUCUAUAAAUUUAUAACAAAACAUCUGACGAAGCAAGGUUUAUACUGAAAUAGGGCGGCAGGUAGCCUAGCAGUUAAGAGCGUUGGGCCAGUAACUAAGGUUACUGGUUUGAAUCCCAAGCUGACUAGGUGAAAAAUCUGUCGAUGUGCCCUUGAGCAAGGCACUUAACCAUAAUUGCUCCUGUAAAUUGCUCUGGAUAAGAGUGUCUGCUAAAAAUGACAAAAAGGCAAAAAUAAAAUGCCAAACAGUAUAAAAUAGGAGCAACUAAGAAGCAUUAGGCUACUUAAAAAAAGAUACAGUGCCUAGUGAGUCUACACGCCCCUUCUACAGUUGUCACAUUUUGCUACCUUAAAAUGACAUAUUUGAAAGUGAUUUCAUACUGAUCUACACAGCCUGCUCCACAUUUUGAAAUUGAAAGAAGUAAAGAAAAUUGUCUAAAUUAAUUUUAAAAAAUAAACAAAGAUGUCUUGAUUGUGUAUGUCUUUACACCCCAGAGUUAAUACUUGGUGGAAGCACCUUUGGCGGCAAUUAAAGUAGUGAUGGGGCAACAAUUGAUACAGUUUCAUGUCGCAAUAUUAUUUUGGACAAUAUUAUAAUCGAUACUUUGACAAGUAUUGAUUUUGGAAAAAAAUAUAAUACCUUUUUUUUGGCCAGCUAGCGUUAAAUUGGCUGUACCUGCGCCAAAACUCUUGUAUUUUUCAUCAAAUAGCUUGUUCUCCAUCUUCUUUUUAAAUAGUAAGCUAACACUUUUCUUUCCAUGACUGAUCCAAAAAAAACUUUUUUUUAAUGCCUUCUCUUCAGCAGACAUAUAGUGAGCAACAUGUAGAAUCGUAAUCCAUAUCGUAGCAAAAAAUACAAAUGUAAUCCCUUUUUAGAUUUAGUUUUAAGGCAGCAAAAUGUGACAACUGUGCAAGAGGAUGUGUAGACUUUCACUAGGCACUGUGCAUAUGAGUAUAUGUACACAUGCUGUGGGCUUGGCCUAUUGACGGAGAUUGGGAACAAGCCAGACUGGACCAAUGUGUGGUUGGUUGCUGUAAGUACACAUGCAGUGUUUUGUUUUAACUUGGAGAAGUUCCCCCUACAAAACUUCCACCCUGCUCAAUUCAACCUGACGCAUGCUAGUUAGUAAUGGCUAGAGAUUUGUUAACCGGUCAUGAUCCCUUUGACACAAUGAUAGAUAGCAGAGAGUGCUUAUGGUAGCUACUGAGAUGAGCGACUGUCUACUCAUCCUGACAGUGUACUUUGUCUUCUGUGAGGUGGGGAUAGGUUGGAGUGCUGGGUACUGGGGUUGGUUGUUGGUUCCUCUCCUGGGCACUAGGAGGUGAGGGUGGGCCUGUCUGCGGUAGCUGCUGGUGUAGGGACGGAGGCAGGGGGAGCGUCAGUGUUGGGAGGACUCAGCUUGUUCAUGUUG